CCGUAUGUUAUGGUUCAACAAUGUAACGACACAGCUAUUCCACCGCAAAUUUGCUAAGCUCCGAUGAAUUUCAAAAAGUCUCUAAUGUCGCGCGUAGUUCUCCCGGACGACAUCAUUGCCCGAAUCCUAUCAUUCCUUCCGGUGAGAUCUCUUCUUCAACUCAGGUGCGUCUGCAAGUCAUGGAAAACCCUAAUCUCUCAACCCACAUUCAUCAAACUACACCUUCAUCAAUCUGCAAAAACCCCUCAAAUCGCACUCAUAUCAAACUCAUUCAAUGGUUUCAAAAUAAUGCCUUUCCCAAUACAUCGUUUAGUCGACAACACCUCCUCCAUCACCCUCCCUCACAAAAUUCCCUUCCGAUUGGAUGACGUUGAUUGCUAUCGUCUUGUUGGUUCUUUCAACGGAUUACUCUGCAUACUGGCAAAAAUUUUCUGUCAUAGGUUUGAUGAGAUUGUUCUUUAUUUAUGGAACCCAGCAACCAGGAAAUUAUCUAACAAAAUAGUUUUUCUUCAUGAUUAUAACCCUAAGUUGUACAAAGAUCCAUUUAGAUCAUGGAAAUUCUCGUUUGGAUAUGAUAAUUCAACUGACACAUAUAAGAUUGUUGCGUCGAGUGAAAUGGGAAGAGAGGUGAAACUUUUUAGUUUCGGUACUGAUGAUGUUUGGAGAAACAUUCAAAGUUUCCCUUUGGUUCAUCGCGAGUACGGUGUAUAUAGUGAACUGGGUGUUAGUAACAGUGUUCAUGUUAGUGGCAGUCUUAAUUGGCUGGCAAUUCGAAAUGAGUCUCGUUAUGAUUUAUAUGAUUGCAGAGUUAUUCCAAUUGACCAAUUUGUGAUUGUUUCACUUGAUUUGAAGAUGGAGACAUAUCGUCAGUUGCGAAUCCUUCGUGGUUUUGAUGAAGCACCACUGCUUGAGCCAAUUCUUGUUGUGUUGAUGGACUGUCUUUGUUUUUGUCAUGAUUUGCAUGGAACUGAUCUGGUUAUAUGGCGGAUGAAAAAAUUUGGAGUUGAAGAGUCUUGGACUCAGUUUAUCAAAGUUAGUUACCAGAGUUUUUCAUAUGAUUUUCCAAAAUUGAUCUUGUUCCCGUUGUGUCUUUCCCCGAAUGACGAGACAUUGAUUUUAGGAUGGAAUGGUGGAGAUAAGCAUGCCAUUCUUCUUAAUUUGAGAGAUGAUAGAGCUGAGAAAACUACGAUUACCAAUAAAGUUGAGUGGUUUAGGUCCAAAGUUUAUGUUGAAAGCUUGGUUUCAACUAGUUGAAAGUCUGAAAUCUCAUGUUUUUAUAGAGACUAUCAUGUGUGAAGAUUUUUUCAUGCCAACUUUGACGACCUUUGUUACAUUGUCGAUAAUCUAGAAGGUGAAAAAUUGACAAAACCAUAGCAAUUUUUCUAAUUAUGUCAUUUGGUCUGCAUUGUCUACAACACGGGUGAGUUGGAUAUGGCUACAUCAGACAAUUAUGAGUUGCAUUUUCUAUUUACAAAAUUAUCUUUGGAUUUAAGAAUCUUCUUCCUCUGUCGCUUUAGGCUAUAUUUGGGAGUUUGGAGGGGAAGGGAGGGGAGGGCUUUGGAAAAUAGGAGGAAUUGGGUGAAAAGGAUAAAUAGAUUUUGGGUAGGAGGGUUUUGGAGGGUUUGAGUUUAUUCAUAACACCAAAAACCCCAUAAAAUGAGGAACUCAAAAAUUGUAUUGAAGGAGGGUUUUGGAGGGUUUUGAAAGGCUUACAUAAAUUUUCGA
Molecule: messenger RNA, 1725 nt
Organism: Vicia villosa (hairy vetch)
Lineage: Eukaryota; Viridiplantae; Streptophyta; Magnoliopsida; Fabales; Fabaceae
Product: F-box/kelch-repeat protein At3g23880-like
Exons: 2
Coding region: 64-1254 (396 amino acids)
Molecular function (GO): protein binding
Source: RefSeq, a predicted model, not a curated record